Rhinocladiella mackenziei CBS 650.93 is the source of this 888-nucleotide messenger RNA. RefSeq lists its product as uncharacterized. NCBI's taxonomy places the organism in Eukaryota, Fungi, Ascomycota, Eurotiomycetes, Chaetothyriales, Herpotrichiellaceae. Gene Ontology annotation, biological process: fatty acid elongation. The coding region runs from base 1 to 888 and encodes 295 amino acids. The transcript has a single exon. Gene Ontology annotation, molecular function: oxidoreductase activity. The record is from RefSeq and is a predicted model, not a curated record. Gene Ontology annotation, cellular component: endoplasmic reticulum.
AUGCCUUUCACUGUACAGCUUUCAAAGUUCGGUCCUAAAGGAUCAUGGGCGGUCAUCACCGGGGCUUCCGAUGGCAUUGGGAAAGAAUACGCUCUUCAAAUCGCAAAGAAAGGAUAUAAUUUGAUUCUCGUCUCGCGAACCGCGUCCAAACUAGAGUCGGUCUCCUCGCAAGUCAAGUCUUCCUCGCCGAAUGCUGUGGUCGAGACACUGGCAAUGGAUUUCUCCAAGAACCUUGACUCAGACUAUAACGCCCUAGCUUCCCAUGUACAAGGCAAAAAGGUGGCCAUCUUGGUCAACAACGUGGGUCAAAGCCACAGUAUCCCAGUUCCCUUUGCCGAAACAUCCCUCUCGGAAAUGUCGAAUAUCAUCAAUAUCAACUGUCUGGGCACACUUCGCGUCACGCAGACGGUUCUCCCAAGCAUGUUGCCACAAAAGAGAGGGCUGAUCUUGACGAUGGGCUCAUUUGGUGGAUUGACACCCACGCCGUUGUUGGCCACAUACUCGGGCUCAAAGGCAUUCUUGCAACAAUGGUCCAGCGCCCUAGCAUCGGAACUAUCCUCGUCAGGCAUUGAUGUUUUCUUCGUCCACUCCUAUCUUGUCACUUCCUCAAUGUCCAAAAUCCGACGAGCCAAUUGGCAAGUCCCAUCAGAGAGAGCAUUUGUGAAAUCUGCUUUGGCAAAAAUCGGGCAAAGAGGUGGAAGCAUCGGAUAUUCAUACAGUGGCAGUCCAUACUGGAGCCACGCACUCGUCGCAGCGUUCAUCACUGGUGUCCUAGGACCUAUGAGCACCAUUCUCUUGGGAAUUAACAAGAAGAUGCAUGUGGACAUUCGGAAGAGAGCUCUCAAAAAAGCUGAACGAGAGGGUCAGAAGGGAAAGAAAAACACAUGA